GUAAAGGGGAUGGGAAGAGAUGGGUUUUCCCACAUGAAAGAGGCAGCGUCCAUAGUUUCAGUGUGAAGCAACUGUUUGCAGCAGGUUAACAUUUAAGAACUCCUCAUUAAAGAAUUUGGUGACUUGUGAAAAAUCCUCCUUCAGAUGUCUGGCACUGCAAGGCACGACCGGGAGAUGGCGAUCCAGGCCAAGAAAAGGCUUACUACAGCCACAGACCCCAUUGAAAGACUUCGGCUCCAGUGCUUAGCCAGGGGCUCAGCUGGUAUCAAGGGUCUUGGAAGAGUAUUUCGGAUAAUGGAUGAUGAUAACAGCCGAACCAUUGACUUCAAAGAGUUCAUGAAAGGGUUAAAUGAUUAUGCUGUGGUGAUGGAAAAAGAAGAAGCUCAAGAACUCUUCAGUCGAUUUGAUAAAGAUGGAAAUGGGAAAAUAGAUUUUAAUGAAUUUCUUCUCACAUUAAGGCCCCCAAUGUCCAGAGCCAGGAAGGAGGUCAUUAUGCAGGCCUUCCGGAAGUUAGACAAGACAGGUGAUGGAGUGAUAACAAUUGAGGAUUUACGUGGGGUGUAUAAUGUCAAACACCAUCCAAAGUACCAGAAUGGAGAAUGGACAGAGGAGCAAGUUUUCAGAAAAUUUCUGGAUAACUUUGAUUCACCCUAUGACAAGGAUGGAUUGGUUACGCCAGAGGAAUUUAUGAACUACUAUGCGGGAGUGAGCGCAUCGAUAGACACCGAUAUCUAUUUCAUCAUCAUGAUGACAACUGCAUGGAAACUCUAAAUGUUUCCCUAGAAGACUUUUUGGACUAUUAUGCUGGGGUUAGUGCUUCCAUCGACAGUGAUGCAUACUUUAUCCUUAUCAUGCGCAAGACCUGGAGAUUGUGACUUUUUGGUUCUUGCUUCUUACUGGAAUCAAAGACUGUCCACGGGAUGAUUUUUGAAAGGAUUUCAAUUUAAUUAAUUCUGACAAUGAUUAUGUAUGUGAACUUCUGAAUGAUUUGCCUUUUUUUGUCCUAAGCAGACAUUGGCUUAAUUUACCUUAAGGAAGUUAUGUAACUGCUAUUAUUUCCUCACAAAUAACCAAAAAAACUUAUUCUAAUCAUCAAGAGAGAAAGAACAGAGGCAUGGACUUGGCUAAUGUUCAAAUAAAAGAACCACAUUUUAAGCAGCCUUUAAAAAUUAAGACUAUAUCUGUUACCCUAUAUGGGUCUUCUUUUCCCAUCAGGAAUCAGCAUGAACUGGGGAAAAUAAUGUAUGUUUCAUAAAUUACUCUAAACUUACUGUGUGUUUCUUAGUGUAUCCCUUGAAAAUAGUUUCCAAACAACUUGAAGACAUACUUCAUCCUAGGAUUAUUCAAAACCAAAACCAAAACCUAACAUCUAUAUUCAGACUUUAAAUCAUGGUCUCAAAUGCACACACAAGGGUUUUACAUGGGGACUUAGACACAAAUAUAUGCGCUUGGAUGGACCAGGUAAGUAAGGAAAAGUGAGGAGGUACUAGCUCCUUUAGGUGCAUUUCCAUAAAUUCAUCCAGCAAGAGAUGGA
Molecule: messenger RNA, 1534 nt
Organism: Dromiciops gliroides (monito del monte)
Lineage: Eukaryota; Metazoa; Chordata; Mammalia; Microbiotheria; Microbiotheriidae
Gene: CAPSL
Product: calcyphosine like
Exons: 6
Coding region: 145-771 (208 amino acids)
Molecular function (GO): calcium ion binding
Source: RefSeq, a predicted model, not a curated record